AUGGCCUCACGCGCGGGGAGUUGGAGACGCCUGCUGAUCCCUCGCGACCCCGGACAUCCUGGCCACCUCGAUUCCUGGCAGACUCAGGGAUAUUCACUUUUGCUAAGCCGAGGCUGCAUCAUCGUCAUCAUCAUCGUCGUCCGAUCCGGAAUGAGCACGAAUCCGCAGCCCGCUGUCCGGUUUUCCACCCCCGACGUGGACUCCCUUGGCCACCGCACAGCAACGGCAACCGCAGAGCAGGCGUGCAGGGAAUGCCGACGACGGAAGUCCAAGUGCGACCGGUCCAUCCCGGCCUGCCGCCUAUGCAGUAAAUUCAGCCGGGGGUGUACGUACGAGAAGUCGAUCCGCACUCCCUUGACGCGCACCCAUUUGUCUCAGGUCGAGAACGAGCUUGCUCGGACGAAAGCGUUGCUGAGGAGGUUUAUGCCCGAUGUCGACCGACUGAACGGUGAUGUGGGGGAUUCAAACCUGGGCAAUGAGGCACCCAGCUAUGAAGCAGUCCCGGCUCAGUCCGAGCCUACGCUGCACAAUGGUACCGCCGCUGCCAUUCUCCCCGAAUCAGGCCACAUGGGCCGUCACCUACAGAACACUAUUCCUCUUCCCACGCCGCUAGACACCCAGUACACUAGAAUGAGUAUUGCCACUAACCCUGGCACGGACUCAACUGGGCCCGGGCCGAACAUGCGGCCUGCGUCUGAGUCUCGCUCUAUUGGAACAACAGCGCUCCCACUCGAAACGCCGCCGUCAAGCACUAACUUUGAGUGGGAUGAGAGGGCGGGUAGAGACAAGUUUGUUGAUGGCAUGGCUAGCCUUACGAGUCGGUCGAGUGAGGGGGGGUAUCUCGGCUCUGCAUCCGGAGCAGCCUUACUCCGUUUAGCUGAUGCUGGAAGUGGCGAGGGAGCAGACGAAAGCAAUAGCAGCGGCAACGAGCCCGUCGACAUGCCCAGCAUCCCUUUCGUGCUCAACAGUAUGUCCCAGCUUGAGCCCUUCGUAGAGGCUUACUUCCGGCUCUACCAUUGCUCCUACCCCAUUGUACACGAAGCCACGUUCCGCGCCCAGUUCAUGGAGAUAAUACCUCGUCCGUCGGGAAAUUCCUGGCAGGUCUUGCUCUUCGUCAUAUCGGCAUUGGGCGUCUUCACCUCGUCGACCGCGACUACGCAGACAAAUAUCGACCUUGCUCUUUUCGACGCAGCAAAGGAGCGCCUCUCAAUUGACGUCUUGGAAACCGGAAACCUCGUCCUCGUGCAGGCAUUAACCCUGAUCUCCAACUAUCUUCAGAAGCGCAACAAGCCGAAUUCUGGGUAUAACUACAUGGGACUCGCCAGACGCGUGGCAAUGGGUAUCGGAUUGCAUAAAGAGUUUCCUACGUGGGAUGCCAGCCUGCUGACCCUAGAGAUGAGACGGAGGGUCUGGUAUUGUCUCUACAUCUUCGACAUCGGGGCCAUGAUAACCUUCUCGAGGCCGUUGGAUUUCCCAGUGGAGGGGGUUGAUGUUCGAUUGCCGACCAACGCGCAUGAUAGUGAUAUUACAGUAGCAACCCGACAACCCCCACAGCCAUCCUCCGAGACCACAAUUUACAGUCAUCUCCGCGCCCAGGCCCAAUUCCAUCUCGCCACAAGCACCAUCUACAGCAAAAUCAUCUCACACCCCCUUCCCUCGGCAGCGGAACUACUGCAACUGGACGACACACUCAUCGGCGGCUGGUUAGCGGACCUCCCGCCAUACUUCGCCGAGUCCGCCAUCCAGCCUCCAAAAUUCGCUCUCGCCCAUGCCAUUCUUCGCUGGCGGUACCGGAACUUUCGAAUACUCAUGUAUCGACCGUUCCUAGUAGGCCAAAUCAUGGCUCGGCCGAGGGCACAAUCUGUGCGCGGCCAUGGCCAGGUCCAACCGGAUAUUGGCCUCGCCAUUGACCGCUGCCUGGCGACUGCCGCUGAGGUUGUCGAUUUGAUCUGCACAUUCUGGCUGACGGAGAUCAACCAACAACACAUGAUGGCUUGUUGGUACGGGCUCUACUUCUUAUUUCAGGCAAUCUUGAUCCCGGUGAUCUGCUUGCGAAACGAUCCCCAGUCGCCGCUUGCCCAGAGUUGGCGGACUCAAAUCAUCCAAGCGGUUGAGGUGCUCGAGUCCAUGGCCCUGAUGAACCCAAGUGCGCGACGAUGCUUGGGCGUAAUUAGAGAACUUUGCGGCGCGUAUCUCCAAACUGGGCCUGCGCCUGAACUAGGGGAGGUGAAUCUGGAUGGCGCCUGGAGGCCAACGGAAGAGUCACCGCAGACGCAGCUGACAAACCUAUAUCCACUAAUGUGGCCAACACUGGAGAUGGGAAUGGGAAUUGGUAUUGGAGGUGAUUCAAUCAUCCAAGAGAACACGAUAAUGGACUUUAUGAACCGGUUGCCAGCGCUGGAUUGA
This is a messenger RNA of Aspergillus mulundensis, 2406 nucleotides long. RefSeq lists its product as uncharacterized. Gene Ontology annotation, biological process: positive regulation of transcription from RNA polymerase II promoter by galactose; DNA-templated transcription. Lineage: Eukaryota; Fungi; Ascomycota; Eurotiomycetes; Eurotiales; Aspergillaceae. The record is from RefSeq and is a predicted model, not a curated record. Gene Ontology annotation, cellular component: nucleus. Bases 1 to 2406 code for a protein of 801 amino acids. The transcript is spliced from 4 exons. Gene Ontology annotation, molecular function: DNA-binding transcription factor activity, RNA polymerase II-specific; zinc ion binding; RNA polymerase II cis-regulatory region sequence-specific DNA binding.